This is a messenger RNA of Morone saxatilis (striped sea-bass), 1823 nucleotides long. Its product is annotated as charged multivesicular body protein 1b-like. Gene Ontology annotation, cellular component: multivesicular body; ESCRT III complex. Gene Ontology annotation, biological process: protein transport; late endosome to vacuole transport; endosome transport via multivesicular body sorting pathway. The transcript has 8 exons. Lineage: Eukaryota; Metazoa; Chordata; Actinopteri; Moronidae. The record is from RefSeq and is a predicted model, not a curated record. Bases 447 to 1049 code for a protein of 200 amino acids.
AUCGAUCCAGUUGGGACGACAACAGUCAUGUCGCACAUAGCCACGUCUGAUCAAUACAUUGUAUUUGUUUAUGAUUUACACAUAGGUGUAUGAUACAAAGCAGAUGCUUCAAACUACUGUUCUGAGCAUGCGUAACACGAUAGCAGAUACUUUUCAACGUUUUAAAAGCGAUUUACACUAACUAACUACACUUUCUAACAUGAAUAAAUUAUAAAAGCUCCCCCAAAGGAAAAAAAAACAUUUUUGAUUAUUUUGACUGCAAGAGAAACAAAAAAACUGCAACAAUGCCCAAAUGAUUUAAAGCGAAUGCGGAAGUAAACACAAGUGAAUCCUCUCGCCUCGCUACAGUCGCUAGCUUGCGACAAAUCAAAACAAACAACUGUGAGUGGCUGGAUGCUACAGUACGUUACCAGACUGAGUGUUUCUCUCAGAAAGAGACCUUCAUCAUGUCGAAUAUGGAGAAACAUUUGUUCAACCUCAAGUUUGCUGCCAAGGAUCUACAGCGCAACUCCAAGAAAUGUGACAAAGAGGAAAAGGCAGAAAAGGCUAAAGUCAAGCAGGCUAUCCAGAAGGGUAAUAUGGAGGCAGCCAGGAUCCAUGCAGAAAAUGCCAUUCGUCAGAAGCAUCAGUCCAUAACCUUCCUGAGGAUGAGUGCACGCGUGGAUGCGGUGGCUUCUAGGGUCCAGACUGCUGUCACUAUGAACCAGGUAUCUAAAUCCAUGUCUGGAGUGGUCAAGUCUAUGGAUUCUACACUGAAAAGCAUGAACUUGGAAAAGAUCUCUGCAUUAAUGGACAAGUUUGAAAACCAAUUUGAAACUCUUGAUGUGCAGACAGCUCAGAUGGAAGACACAAUGGGCAACACCAUCACUCUAACAACACCUCAGAAUGAAGUGGAUAUGCUGUUGCAUGAGAUGGCUGAUGAAGCAGGGUUGGAUCUUAACCUGGAGCUUCCUUCAGGACAGACUUCCUCACUGGCUUCAUCUGUGGCAUCAACAGAGCAGGACGAACUCUCCCAGAGGCUGUCCAGACUGCGAGGCCAGGUGUCAUAAUGAUGUGAAAAAUGACAAGAUCAGGAGGAGGCAGAAGAGCUAGAGAAGCAAGAAGAGACAGGGAGAGAAAAAGGGGAGAUUAAACAAAAAAGGUGCCAUGUGCCUGCAAGCUCUGUGCCCUCCUCUGUGUUCCAGAUUCGUUCUUUUGUAAGAAAUAAAAGCAAGGGGGAAAAUGGAUAUUUACAUCCUGGUCUAUAUCCAACACAGUCCUUUCAUAUUAAUGUUCAUUUGCACUCUCAUAUUUAACAUGUAUUCUAAUUAUUUAUUAGCUCGGCAAUAGGACACUACUGACCGUGUUAUCUUUAUUUUAAGGUGGCACACCUUGGACAUAUUCCUGAAUGGGAUUUUUUGCUCGAAUUGUUGAAAAAACAAUUGUAUGUUGUUUAAUAGCUAAUACCUCAUUUCAAUAUAUACUAUGUAUAAAAUGCAAAAAAGCAAUAUAUUUAUUUAUGUAUUUACCGACGGCGUAUUGUUAAGAGUAUGCUUGUAUUGUUACUGUUCUGCAUGACUGAGGAUGCAGGGACCUUUAGUAUUGUUGCCAUGGCUGUUUAGUGGUGAAACUCACUUAUUUUAUUUUUUAUAUUUUACCCAAAAAGAGGGCUCAUUGUAAAUGAGAAAGCUGGAAUAUUUUUGCAUGUAGCAGUUACCACUCUAGUAGCUCACCACGCACUUACAUGCAAAGACAGAAUCAUUAAAAACGUUUUUAACAUGUUUUACUUCUCACAUUUUUUGGCCAGUUUAUUGCCGUGUUUUGGGAAAAGUAUGUAUCCCUGC